Molecule: messenger RNA, 1803 nt
Organism: Capsella rubella
Lineage: Eukaryota; Viridiplantae; Streptophyta; Magnoliopsida; Brassicales; Brassicaceae
Product: protein DA1-related 4
Exons: 4
Coding region: 1-1803 (600 amino acids)
Biological process (GO): signal transduction; defense response
Molecular function (GO): ADP binding
Source: RefSeq, a predicted model, not a curated record
AUGAAUACAAACAAAGGAACCAAGCACUUCGACAACAUGAUCUACAACAAAAAUGACUCAUCAGUCUCUUCCUUCAUCAGCCACCUCACCGCGGCUUUCGUAAGCAAAGGAGUCAAGCUGGUUUUAGGGUUCGAACUUCUUCUAGUGAUUAUCACUAUGGACUACGCAUCUUCUGUGCCAUGCCUAGAGAACCUUGUCGAGCACCGUGACAAGAACUAUGAGUUGGUUCCGGUGUUCUAUGGCAUAAGCAGAUCGACCGUGAAGCAACAAUCGGGGACGUUAAGUGAUGCAUUCAAAAAGCUCGAAGGUUCUUAUUCUGCAGAUCAGGUGAAUAAGUGGCGAUGUGCCCUAGCGGAAAUAGCCGAAAUAAAAGGCCAUGAGUAUGACGCGAAAUUAAGUGAAGAAUCCAAAUUUGUGGAGGUGAUCGUGGAAGCUGUAUUUGAGAUACUCUAUCCUACGGAAGAGAUUGGGAUCCCCAAGCAGCAACUAUAUAUAGAAAACUUGCUAUGCAAGCAAGGAUGGGGCCUUCGAACCCUAGGCAUUUUAGGUGACCCUGGCAUUGGCAAGACAGUACUUGUUAAAGCGGUGUUUCGCCAAAUGGUUAGAGACUAUGAUGUUUCUCGCUUUGUGAACGAUUUCGACAAAGAACAUAGUGAGAACACACUUGAGCCUUUGCAUGAAGAAUUCUUUUCUACGACUCUAGUGGAAGAGUUUGACCUAAACAAUUCUGGUUCUAAGCAAUGCCAUCGCCAAAAAAGGGUUUUAAUUGUUCUAGAUGAUGCAAGAAAUGCUAAAUCCGCUAUGUCUUUUCUUGAGCGGAAUGAUCAGUUUGGUCCAGGGAGCUUGAUCAUCAUAACCUCAAGAGAUAGACAAGUUCUUGAAGAGUGCCGCCUCAGUGAAAUUUAUGAGCUUAACGGUCUAAAUGAUAAAGAUGCUAUGAAACUAUUCACAAGGUGUUUAUAUGGGAAAGAUGCAAUAGGUAAGAAUCUUCCAAUGAUUGAGAUUGAAGGUUUAAAAGGGAACCCGUUUGCUCUUCGCUCAUAUGCCGAGAAAGUUAAAAGCAAGAACACCGAUAAUAUGGAGGAGGUUUCGUCUAAUGAUGCUUUUGUUAAUACAAACAAGAACACAUCUAUGUGCAUCUACUCCAAUAUUACCACUGAAAUUUCAAGAGAUAUAGUUUUGAAGACUAUCUUGCAUGGCUCACAAAACAUUAUAUUUGAUGUGAAGAAUCACACAGAUUUCGAUCUUACUAACCAAGUCGCUGAGUCUGUAAGUGACCUAAGGAGUCCCUGUGUGGGUCGUCGUCCCUCUAAGAAGGUGCAAUCUUUGCCCCAACGUUUUCACAGAAGGCAACUUGUUCUACUCCAACAUUUUCACAGAAGGCAACUUGUUCUAUUCCGACGACUUGCUUGUCAAUUUUACAAACUUUGGCAAGGAUAUAAGAGAUUCUCGAGGUUGAGGAAAAUUAAUCUUGGGCACUGUGAGAAAAUAAUUCAAGUUGUGGAACUCUCAAACGCACCUUACCUUGAGGAAAUAGAUCUUCAAGACUGCAAAAACUUGGAGAACAUACCAGACACUGAUGAGCUUGAGAAUCUCCAUUCUCUUGAUCUCUCUGGUUGCACUGGGAUCAAAUAUUUUCAAGAAAAUGUAAGGACCAUUGGAGAAUUAAAACUUGAAGGCACUGGGAUAAGAGAAAUAAGAUCCAAAAAUUCAAAGUUCUCAAGAUUAGUAAAACAACGAAGUGAUACGUACAACUUUGGAAUUUACACAGAGACAGUUGGAAUUUUCAGGAUUUUGAACUAA